CUAGCUUGAUGAUUCAAAAUUCUACUAGAUUAGACUAGUUUGCUGUUUAGACAUUGUCGAAGGUAACAUUAAAUCUUAACAUGACUCAUAAUAACUUUAAGUACUAUUGUACUUCUCAUUUUUCCACUUCUGUAGAACAACGGUGAUAACAAACACUUAUAAAGUGAAAGUGACCUUGUAAACUUCCUUUUAAAUGUCUUCAUCAUCGCCCAUGUGAAAUAACUGUUUUUGCGGUUUGAUUUUUACUUUUCUUACUUCGGUCAUCCUUUUGUCAGUUUUGAUGUAAUCCUGAGACUAAUGCAUGGUAAUUGGUUACAUAUAAUUUUAUAAUUUUUUAAAGCGCAGAAUUCUUUUACAGAAAUGUCAGGUUGAACAGACAUUUCACCCAUUUUGAGUGUCUUAUAGUGAAAUGGCCCUGUUCAUCUUAAUCACCUUUCAGCUUUUACUGCAGGUUAAAUCACAGGGUUUGCCGCAGGCCAACCUGACAAUAUUUCCUACAUUUGCCACCAAUGGAGAAAAGGUGCAGAUGCUCUGUGGAGGUCAUGAGAAUCAGCAUGUGUCUGAAUGCAUGUUCUAUCCUGCAGGCCAGGAGAACUAUAAAAUACCAAGUGCAUUGUGUAACAUCACCCUUACCAGCAUCAAACUGAUCAUGUGGUCACAAGAUCCAGAGAGUUCACAUGUCAACAUAUCCUGCUACUAUACUGUGUAUGGCAUAGGAGAUAACACAACCUCACCUCAUUCUGACAAAGUCUCAGUAAAGGUCAGAGGUUUGGCUGCCAUGUCAUCUCUGUCACCGAUCACAGAGGACAGCCCAACUACAUUGAUCUCCAAUGGAAACUCUGAAGCUAUGUCAACAUAUCCUGCUACUGUGUAUGGCGUAGGAGAUAGCACAACCUCACCUCAUUCUGACAAAGUCUCAGUAAAGGUCAGAGGUUUGGCUGCCAUGUCAUCUCUGUCACCGAUCACAGAGGACAGCCCAACUACAUUGAUCUCCAAUGGAAACUCUGAAGGUUUAGUUUCCACGUCAUCUUUGUCACCGAUCACAGUUCAUGACAGCCCAACACUGAUCUCCAGUGGAAACUCUGAAGCAAAUUUGUCGAACGCAUCGACAACGGACACAACAUCAUUGGUUGUAACACCCAGUACUGAAAUCACAACAGAUCCGAUAACCAAUAUGUCCCAUGACAGCAGUUUAACAGUUCCUGCAAAUGCAUCCCUGGAAUCGACUUCACUUGCUGAAACUACAGAACCUGCGUCAGUUGAAAUCCUUGAAAUCAACUCAAAUAUAAAAAUGUUUUUCUCUAUUGCUGUGGUUGCGACUGCUGGAGGAAUUGUACUGACUGGACUCAUGGGCAUCGGUUUAUACGGAUGUACACGAAGGCCAAAGGAUGAGAGGAUUUGGAUUGAAAAAAAGAGUAAAAAGCAGGGAGUUACUUUACCAAUCACCGGUUCAGACUCAUCUGGUGAGGAGAAGAACGCAUUAUACUCAACCGUCAACUCAGCAGAGUCCACCGCUCAACCACCAGCAGGAAACAGUGAAGAAUCAAAGCAAACCGAGGUUGAACUGAAUCACUUGUAUGUCACCAUCGUCACUCAACCGUCCGUCGUCAGUGACAGCAAUGAUGUUUACAGUCUGCUGACGGCCCUCUGAAUCCAACUCUGCCCACUAAUUUAACUCAGUCUUAAUUUUAUACAUGAUUUAAUACUCCAUAGCAAAUGCAUUUUAAACUUCUGCUUUCUAAAGCAUAUAGCCUCUUAGCCUUUCAAAACUGUGUCAUUGGUCACAAAGUUCUAUCAAUCAAAAAACACAACAUGGAUAUGCAUCCCUUUACGCAAUAAUAAUGGCAUAAUUAUUAUACUAUUAUUGUGAAGUUCAGUUGUAUUGAUGUGCACAAGAGCCAUUGUUACACUCACAUUUUGUUCUUUUGCUUGACUCACCAUAAUGUUCAUAAUUUUAGCACCUAAUUUUUACUUUUACUCUUAAAAGAAAAUGUUUAUAGAAUCUUAAAGAGUUUUAUAUAUAGAAAUUUUUAGGGCUUCCCGAUUUUGUUUGAAUUCCCUUUUGGUUUUGAUUCAAUUUUAUGAAUUAAACAACCUGUUAAACCUUUUUGCCAUAAAUGGUUCUAUAGAAUAGAGUUACCUUUGUUCUAAGAGUGAGAUAUUUUUGCGUUUUUGUCUUUUUUUCUGUUCUUCAAAGUAAUAUCUGAAAUAUCCAAAUUUGUUUUGUUCAAAUGGUCUCAUGAGAAUUAUUUUUCAGAUAAAUGAGUCUCUUUUUAAUUGCUGAAUAAUCAUAUAAACAAGUGUUCUGUUCAUAGGAUCACAUGGGAUUUAAAAUACAAAAUUUGUUUAUAAAAAUUUGUACAAAAAGUUGUAUUGUUCUUUUGUUUGCUGUUGGUUAAGUAAUUAAUAAAGUAAAGAAGUACAGACA
This is a messenger RNA of Pimephales promelas (fathead minnow), 2428 nucleotides long. NCBI's taxonomy places the organism in Eukaryota, Metazoa, Chordata, Actinopteri, Cypriniformes, Leuciscidae. The record is from RefSeq and is a predicted model, not a curated record.